Molecule: messenger RNA, 1542 nt
Organism: Desarmillaria tabescens
Lineage: Eukaryota; Fungi; Basidiomycota; Agaricomycetes; Agaricales; Physalacriaceae
Exons: 6
Coding region: 271-1119 (282 amino acids)
Source: RefSeq, a predicted model, not a curated record
GGCGCCGGGGUCCCCCGUGACAUAAUCAAUUACCUAAUUAAUUCAACAAUUCCUCUUAUUUCUCUAUCGGCCUCAACAAGUUUCGGAAAGAAUCUAAAUGCCCCAUGCCUCUGUUUCCUCCAACGAGUCCGAUUCGAGUAGCUGGUCGAACGCACGUUUAUCAUUCAAGCACAGUUAGAUAUUUCACUUCUCCGUGAUGACCCAGAUUGUCAUCUCGAACGACCCUCUACCGUCGAUAAAGAUAUCCACCCAGAGGCCGUCUUGGAGGCCAUGCUCGAUCACGCCACUGGAGCCGAAGAAGACGAUGGCAAAACGCCUCGUCGCUACGUCGCCUGUGCAAUCACUACCGCUGAUGGCAUUGACCAGCUGAUAGAACUGGCUAAUACCUGGGUCUGGUACCUCUUCUGGCCUUUUAAAGCUAAUGAAAGUGAUAUUCGAGGGCAUCAUUCUGCUUCGGAGAUUGCUACAUCGAGUCGUCCACGUAAAGGAACGUUCGAAGAUAUGGUGAAAGAACGUGAUGGUUCUCGCUGUAUUAUAUCAAAAGUUAUCGAUCGGAAAUCAGCUACUCGGGCUCUGAAAGAGGUCGUAGCGGACGUUGAAACAGCUCAUAUCUUCAAGGGGGCGGUGGCAGCCGGAAAGCGUUCCAAGAAUUCUUUGGCCGAGUACGCCACCUGGAAUAUUUUGCGCCAGUUUAUUGCUCUGUCCAAAGAACAGGUCGCUGAACUUGAUGAUAACAUCGACUAUAUCUACAACGGAAUAACGCUGGAACACACUCUUCAUUCGAUUUUUGAUGAAUUUGGGUGGUCGUUGUGUCCCGAUCCUGAUCAUCACGACCGGUACCACUUUGAAUAUUUUAUUGGCAAUCCUCCGCUGACAGUGAAUGGGCGUGAUAUUGGUGUCAUCUCCUUUGAAGGAUGUUCGGCUGAACUUCGACCAAGACGCCAGCUCAUUCAAUUCCAUUACUCUCUUGCCAAGGUUUUGCGUGCCAGUAGUGCAGGAAAGGUCAUUGAAUCUAUAAUGAAGCGAUUCCUCAGAGGGGGUAGCAAAUCGUUUACUAUGAAUGCUAAUGACCUAGACAUAUACUUAAGUAGCGAGAGGAUGUCUCUUAUGACUGUUUGAUAAUAUGUAGAAUUGACAAGAGCACCUGGCAUAAGCGUGUUGCAUGAGAUCAAUUUGUAGCCUCAAAUUUUACGGUCACAAUGACACUCAAGUAAAGAGUCAUAUAACCGUUCUCGCGAAAGCCGCAACACUGAGCGUCCUGAAAUCAGGCGGUGACUCAUCGUGGAAGCAUCCUUCAGUACUACUGAGGCUCCGAGUUGGACGUGGGCAGAUGGGAGGGAAAGGAUACAGUAUGCGGCCUAGGUACACAGCCAGAGACAGCCAACAAGUACCCCGCAGCGUGGUCAAGCGCUUGGAUGGGAAGGGGUCGUGGACCCGACUCCUUAGAUGAGGGAGUCAAUUUAUAUCCAUGUUCAGUAGAGCCGUCGGUCUUUUCAUGGACAGUCCCAGCCCCAGGCAUUCAGACUUGCAUACACCAUCCCA